This is a messenger RNA of Cornus florida, 1161 nucleotides long. Its product is annotated as polygalacturonase inhibitor-like. The transcript has a single exon. Lineage: Eukaryota; Viridiplantae; Streptophyta; Magnoliopsida; Cornales; Cornaceae. The coding region runs from base 35 to 1030 and encodes 331 amino acids. Gene Ontology annotation, molecular function: protein binding. The record is from RefSeq and is a predicted model, not a curated record.
GCUUCUCAUCAAAUCAAACUAAACUACAUCGGCCAUGAAGAAGGCUCCAAAUCUUUCAAUUCUUCUUCUCUCUCUCCUCUUUCUCUCUCUACCAUCACCUUCUGUUUCGGAACGCUGCAACCCACAGGACAAAAAAGUCCUCCUACAGAUCAAAAAAGCCCUAAACAACCCAUACCACCUUGCCUCAUGGAACCCACAAAAUGAUUGUUGUGAUUGGUAUUGUGUGGAAUGUGACUCCACCACCAACCGCAUUAAUGCCCUCACUAUCUUCUCCGGCAAUAUCUCCGGCCAAAUUCCGGCUGCCGUCGGCGACCUCCCCUAUCUCGAAACCUUAAUCUUCCGUAAACUCACAAACCUCACCGGAACCAUCCCUCCGGCCAUCGCCAAACUCUCUCUCCUCAAAAUGAUCAGACUCAGCUGGACCAACCUCUCCGGACCUGUCCCUACAUUCCUCAGUCAACUCAAAAACCUUACCUUCCUCGACCUCGCAUUCAACGACCUCACCGGUGAAAUUCCGGCGUCACUGUCGGAGCUCCCCAACCUCGACGCGAUUCACUUAGACCGGAACAAACUCACCGGGAAAAUCCCAGAUUCCUUCGGAAAGUUCUCCGGCAAAGUCCCGGAACUUUAUCUAUCUCACAACAUGCUCACCGGUGAAGUUCCGAAGUCUCUGGGUGUUCUGGACUUCCCGAGGAUUGAUUUUUCGCGCAACAAACUUGUGGGUGAUGUGUCAUUCUUGUUUGGUCCCAACAAGAGCAUACAAAUCAUUGACUUAUCGAGGAACCUGUUUGAAUUUGAUCUUUCGAAGGUUGUUUUCCCGGCGAGCUUGACGUCGUUGGACUUGAAUCAUAAUAAGAUCACAGGGAGUCUUCCGGCGGGGUUGACGGCACUGAGCUUGCAGUUCCUGAACGUGAGUUAUAACCGACUGUGCGGUCAGAUUCCGACCGGUGGGAAAUUGCAGGAUUUCGAUUACUCUUCUUAUUUCCAUAAUCGGUGCUUGUGUGGUGCUCCAUUGCCGGCCUGCAAGUGAUUCCGGCGAGUUUGUAAGAAGAAACCGGCGCUUCGCCGGAAAACUACUGUUGUAAAUUAUAAACAAUUCUGUUGAAUUUGCAGCUUAUGGGUGUUGGUGAUAAGAAAAUUAAAAUAAGAGCAAUUACUGAA